UAAAGUGAGGUGGGUAUGGCAAUCUAGCAAACGGCAGACGCAGACGACGCAAAGUGCCCUUUCUUUUGAUUUAUUUUCCUUAAUCUUUCCAUGUCAUACCCAAACUAAACUUGUAAUAGGUGUCAAAUUUAUCUUACUAUCUAAUUAUAUUCUUGGGUGCUUCUAUUUCAAGAGGCUCACUCGUUGCUUCAUCAUUCACAAAUAGGUUAAGGAACAACCAGUUAUGGAGCAGCCAAAAGAAGUUGACAUUUAUCGUGACACUCCUCUCAGAUUCAUAGGAUACACCAAUGAGGUUGGCGAAGCAUUUCGUCCACUAAUCCCCAAAACAGUUGUGAAUUUAAGCUAUGCAUCAGCUUUUCUCUAUGUCCUAGCUGAUGUAAGAGACAAAGUAGUAAAAAUGAAGAAGUCCCUGUCGGCAGUUGAUGAAACCGCUUCAUACACUCACAAGAAGGUUAUCAUUGCUGGUGCAGAUACUCUCCUCUGGCAGACUCUUGCAUCUAUAGCUAUCCCAGGAUUUACCAUAAACAGGAUUUGUGUUGCAAAUUACUACCUCUUGAAAAAAACUACGAAACUGCCUAAGCCAACACGUAAGUAUAUUACCACUGCUGUUGGACUUUUAUCUAUACCUUUUAUUAUUCAUCCAAUUGAUAAUCUGACCACAUAUUCAAUGGAUAAUACUAUUAGGAAAUGGUAUCAUAAAGACUAGAGUUUUAGAAUUCUAGUUGAUCACAGGAACUACUUUAGACAAUAUUUAACAUUAAAUACAGAUGUAGAGUAUGCUCUCUCGCUGCCUCAGUCAAUAUGUAACCAGUUAGAAAAGUUUAGAAAUUUAUUUGAAUACCCUAGUUUAUUUAUUAUUGUAUCUUUGUGAUCAACUUUUAAUUUAAAGUGACAUUCCUGUCUUAGUUUUCCUGUUUUUGAGUACUUUAGUUUCUUAAAUCAUCCCGAGUGUUUGUGCCGAAAUGUAACAAUAUAUAUUUUUUGACCCAA
Molecule: messenger RNA, 990 nt
Organism: Frankliniella occidentalis (western flower thrips)
Lineage: Eukaryota; Metazoa; Arthropoda; Insecta; Thysanoptera; Thripidae
Product: mitochondrial fission process protein 1
Exons: 3
Coding region: 224-706 (160 amino acids)
Biological process (GO): mitochondrial fission
Cellular component (GO): mitochondrion
Source: RefSeq, a predicted model, not a curated record